Pseudoliparis swirei is the source of this 1311-nucleotide messenger RNA. RefSeq lists its product as uncharacterized. The transcript has 10 exons. The record is from RefSeq and is a predicted model, not a curated record. NCBI's taxonomy places the organism in Eukaryota, Metazoa, Chordata, Actinopteri, Perciformes, Liparidae. Bases 1 to 1311 code for a protein of 436 amino acids.
AUGAUCUCAAGGACACCAGAGGGCGGUCCACAGCCUGUCAGUGACCCUCCCACAUAUUGUGUCAGAGCAGCCGGAGUUCUGAGGUACAAUCGGGAGUCAGACCACCACAGGAUAAACUCAACAACCAUUCUUCAGUCCCAGGCCCUGGAGGAAUAUCCAGUGAUAUGUGAGUACUGUGGAGAAGAGGCCCAGCCAUCCUUGGAUCUAACAUGGGCAUGGGCGCCUGAGACGCCAUUCUUCUGCUGCGCCCAGUGGGAGCGGCUGUGUAUGAUGCUGGUGACGCAGAGACGGGAGAUGGAGAAGACAUAUGCCCUGAAGACUCGUUUUCCAUCAUCACCGAGGGACAUGACAGACGAGCUUUUCUUAAAAGACCAGGAGAUGGAGGAUCACAACAAGUGUGCCAUGGAUUUACAGAGGAGACUUAGGAAACAGUCAGACAUGAGAAUCCAAUUCCCGGUUGCACCUUUUAUUUUGCGCUAUUGUUUAGUUCUCCCAAAAUCCAGACGCUUCCGGCUGCACAAAGAGGAAGAGGAGAAGGUGGUGUUGCCUUGUUGUGACCACCAGACACUUUCAUUCGGCAUAUGUCAUCAUCAGGAGGCGGAACUCCGACAAAAGUAUUACUCCAAUGGCAUGACCUUUCUGACAGUGUUCCCCGAUGGCUCUGCCAAGCUCUUCUAUCCCUCAGGUCUCUUGGCUCUCUUGGUCGUGGUCACAGAGAAAAAUGGAAGAGUCUGCAUUGUGUACGAUGACAGCGACGCCUCCAACCAACCAAUGAGAGCCCUGUUCCUGUCUAACGGCAGGGCCACAUGUUAUCACAGUAACAGAAACACAUGGCUGUCCUUAAACAGUUCAGGUGGUCAGUGUUUGGAUGAGGAGGGGUCCCGGGUUCGGCGGUGGAGCUGGAGCAGCCUCACUCCCCUGCAGCCCGUCUUCAUGUCCCUCAAUAAAUCUGUUGGGGUCCGAGUCCUCGGGAGGGAACACGUGUUUGUCUCCUUCCUAGCAAGAGGUCAACAGGCAAAGUUCAAUGUGGGUGACUGCUGCGUUCAGAAUGAAUGUAAAACAGUUUGGGCUGCUCCUCCAGGACCAUUGAAGGAGGACCUGUUUGUGAAGGCAGCCAGGAUUAGGAUCCAGCUGCUCCUUCAGAACAUGCACCAGAUCCUGCUGACGCCAUCAUGUGCCCGGCUGCCGAAGACCAAGCUAGCUGCUCAGCGCCGUGCCGAGGCCCAGAAGCUUCUGGAAGUCACUGCUGAUGUGAUGAUGGAGGAGAGUGAAAGAGACUUCAUACAUAGGUGCCUUCACAGUUGUCUUUGA